Messenger RNA from Zerene cesonia (dogface butterfly), 1377 nucleotides. Its product is annotated as ras-related protein M-Ras-like. The record is from RefSeq and is a predicted model, not a curated record. Gene Ontology annotation, biological process: signal transduction. Lineage: Eukaryota; Metazoa; Arthropoda; Insecta; Lepidoptera; Pieridae. Gene Ontology annotation, cellular component: plasma membrane. Bases 242 to 838 code for a protein of 198 amino acids. The transcript has 6 exons. Gene Ontology annotation, molecular function: GTPase activity; GTP binding; GDP binding.
GUCAGUCGCACUGUCAAAGUUUGCCUUUUCACGGGCAAUUGGAUUUGGACAUUUGGCAAAUAAAACGAAAAAAUAAGUGCCCCAAACGAUGUACGCAUGAAAACAAUUAUAUAUCAUUAUAAACUCACCAGAUUAAAGAAGUCAUUCCGUCCACCGAGAGCUUCCGUCCUCGAGGAACUCGAAGCAAUGAGAUAAUUAUUGCUGAUGAGCGUCGUUCGCUCGUGUUUUCGUUGGAGUCAUCAUGACGCGACCCGGCCCGCCUAGCGAGAAUCUACCCACAGUGAAAUUGGUAGUGGUGGGUGAUGGUGGUGUCGGCAAGAGCGCGAUCACAAUUCAGUUCUUUCAAAAGCUCUUUGUGACGGACUAUGACCCGACCAUUGAGGAUUCGUACAUACAGCACACGGAGGUUGACGGACAAUGGUGUAUAUUGGAUGUACUGGACACAGCCGGGCAAGAAGAGUUCAGCGCGAUGCGCGAACAGUACAUGCGCAAGGGCGACGGGUUCCUGCUCGUCUACUCGGUCACCGACAAGCAGAGUUUCGAGAACAUCCGCCACUUCCACACGCAGAUACUGAGGGUCAAGGACCGGGAGACUUACCCGAUGCUGAUCGCUGCUAAUAAGGUGGAUCUGGUGCACUCUCGCGUGGUGAGCGAGGAGGCGGGCCGCGAGCUGGCGCGCGCGCUCUCCGCGCCCUACAUCGAGACGAGCGCGAAGGAGCCGCCGCUCAAUAUAGAUGCGGCUUUUCACGAGCUGGUCCGCAUCAUACGCAAUCACCCGCAGCAGGAGGAGAAGCAGCGGCGCCGCAGGAAGUUCUCAUGUAAAUGCCAAAUCCUAUAGAUACCCAGGUAGCUGUGUGGCCGGCGCGCGUUUCGAAUCUUUGUUGGGUAGCUUAAUGUUACAAAGUUUGGAAUGAACAAAUAAUAUAUAUUUUGCCAACAUUAUAAAAGUGGAAGUAUAGCUUACGCGGGUUUAAGACUGUUCUCAUAUAAUAUAAGAGAGAGAAAGGAUAAGAGAGAGAAAGAAAAAGUAUAUAUUGUGUUGGUUGUAUUAUUUUUAACCGACUUGUAAAGAGAGCUGGUCAUCAAAUCGACUAUAGUUUUUGUUGUCUUAUAACUGGGUAAUUUAUCUUUGUUUUAUCUAUGCUAAUAUUAUAAAGCUGAAGAGUUUGUUUGUUCUAAUCUCAGGAACUAUUGGUCCGAUUUGUAAAAUUAUUUUAAUGUUAGAUUUUUUAGAGCCCAUUUAUUGAGGAAGGCUAUGCCACGGGCGAAGCCAGGGCGGACCGCUAGUUUGAAAUAUGGUCCCAUUUAAAUUUAGUCUAGUCCUGACCUAACAUUAGACGAUAAUAUGUUUAAUGAAUGAUUAUAGAAUAUUAAGAU